AAAAGCAUUGAUAAGUAUGUGAAGUGAUUAACGAAUAUCUGAAUCACUAUAGAGAUAGUGAUAUCACUCAUGAGUUUCAAUCAAAUAAACGCCAAUUGGUCCAUAAAUUAUCAUUUUUGACAACAAUAAGCCAUACAUACACUCAUACUGUUGAUGACCGCUAUUGAUCGGUCAGUCAGUGAUCCGAUUGACGCACACAAUGGCAGACAAGAGACCAUUUUUUAAGAAGUUGACCAAAAUAUUUAGCACCGCCACCGAUGGUGCCAAUCAUGCGGUGACCACCAGUUUAGACACACACCGGGAACAGAUUGACUCAUCGGCCGCAUUGGACUCAUUCAGAGCUCAUUGGUCUCAAGCGUACGAAUGUAUGUCUAAUAAAAUAUUGAAUGAAGUGACGGCCGAUGACAUCACAUCAGUGGUCAAUCAUAUCGACCAAAUGCUGACACUAUUACUUCAGGAGAAUGACUUCUUGUCAAUGAAUACCCGAUCCAAACAUACAACUGAUCCGACAUCACAUAUAAUGAGUCCACUGUUGGACUACUUGUUAAUUGAAUCAAUUCUGGAGAAAGUGUUGAACUGGUCUGAAAUGUGCGGCGCGUGGACUCAAGUGAUGGCUUUGGAACAGUUGAAGGUCUAUGAGAUGCUCAUCAGUCAGAUCUGUCACAAUUCAACACUAUUUCAACGGCCACUUAUUCGUCCACUUUUAGGUCUAUUGUCGAGAUUUGUGGACAAGAACUGUCACAUCGAAGUUGAAAAAAGACUUGUCGUACUUCUCAACACUAUAUUUGUAUCUUUGAGUCAAAAUAUGAAUCUUUUGGAUUUGUUUUUCUUGAAUGAACCCAUCAUUUCUAGUCAUCCCGAAACUAAAUUCCUAGUAUUCUCACUACUCAUACCGUUUGUUCAUAGAGAUGGACCCGUUGGCCAACAGGCCAGAGAUUCAAUGCUCUUAUGUAUGGCAUUUAGUCGAAAAAACGAGUCGUUAGGCAGAUAUGUAGCCGAAGAAACUGAUUUUUGUCCCGUUUUGGCCACCGGUUUGAGCGGUUUGUAUUCAUCGCUACCUCGAAGACUAUUGAUGCAGUCAAUAGCAUCAAGUGAUUGGCAUCAGAUCACUAUUGAAGACAUUCAACAGAAUCCUGAAUUGGAAGUGUUUCUCAAUUCAUUAGAGUUUUGCAACGCUGUCGCACAAAUAGCCCCUCCAAUCAUACAAAACCAAUUGUUAGACUAUUUUUAUAAUGGUUUUCUGGUACCUGUCAUCGCACCCGCAUUACAUCAGGAAGUGGUUGGCGUUCCCAUUAUAGUGUUGGAGCACUUAUCCCGAUAUUGGAACACUGUGGAGGAAAUAAUAGCGACGACCGCGUACUUUGAUCUCUUAAUUCGUACCAUUUCUGAACCAAAUCUUUUGAAAGUAAUAUUGAAAUUCAUUUGCACCGAGAAAUAUGAGGAACAGCUUAUUAUCAAUACAUUAAUUACAAGAAUCAGUGCUCACUCUAAGUUGUGUUUACUGACUUUGGCUGUGUUUCGGUCAUUAAUGGAUUUGAAUUGCGAGGACGUAUUAAUUGAAUUAAUUUUUAAAUAUUUAAAGAUUGGAAAGCAUGUGAUCGGCGGUAUUGAACAUCAAAAGAGACGAAUAAAUGAUACAAACUUUUUGAACGAUUCGGCCAAACGAUUCCUAUUAUUAGUUCCCAUAUGUUGUCAAUCAUUGCAAGAAAAAUACAACGAAAACACUAAAAACGAUAAUUUUAUUCAUGUGGACAACAAUUUAGAUUUAAUAUCACAAAAUAGCUCACAAAUAGAUAAUUACGAUCAAAGAUCAACCCAUGAAAUGCAAUAUAUAUUUAAUUAUGUCGAUUAUUUGAACGAAUCGCAUAAUAUCAUAUCCAAAUGUUUAAGAGCCACCCGGUGCUGGACAUGUCGUUACGAAGCACGUAGUUAUAAAAAUGCUAAUUCCUUAUUAAAUAAUAAUAAUAAUAAUGUAAAUAAUUGCAAUACAAACAAUAUUAGUGCCAACAAUUGUAUAACAAAUAAUAAUAAUAUUAAUGAUACAAACUUUAGCCAUUAUGUGCCUAAUUCUGACUCAAAUGACAACCAAUCAGACAAUGAAGAUACUGAAGAGUAUUUAUCACCAAUUGGUCCAUUUCUGCAAAGUUUAAUGUCUCGAUUAGAAGCCUUCUGCGAGAACGAUGUUUACACUAAUCUACAGAUCACGGGUUUGGUAUCCCGUUUGGCGGUAUUUCCGCUGCCAUUACUUCGUUCACUUCUUUUGAAUCCAUCGCUGAUAUUCCAUAAAGAUGUCAAAUCAUUAUUGUCUCUAUUGAACGAAUUGCGUAAAAAAUUAGACAUUUUGUCCCAAGAAUUGCCUAAUUUUGAUCAAUUGAUGCGAAGUGGUCGACAGUUUUUGUACUCWCGWGAAACACGAAUUUUAAACAGAAAGCAAAGUUUUAAUCAACAUUUUGAUAAACAAAUCCCAUAUAAUUCAAGACCCAAUCGAAGCAAUAGUAUUAAUAGUUUGUCUUCCAUUAGAUCAGAUGUUGGAGGAGAAGUUCUUAAGAAAGGAUUUAAAAACUUUAAAGACUUAUUUCGUUCAACACCUAAAAUGAUGCGAAGAAGUACAACAACUCAAGGUAUUUGCCAACAAACCCCUCCAACGAUACUUGAAUCAGUUUCUGGAGGACAGGGAUAUAGAUAUUUUAAACCGAUUGAGUCAACGGAUCAGGGAUUAGAUGCCAAUGAGAUUGAAGAGACAGAAAGGAUAGAAAAGAUUGUUUUAGCAGUCAUUGUCUUUGAAGAGUUUGUCCGCGAAUUAUCUGCCAUUUGUUGUGAACACUAUAUUCUUGACUCAUUAGAGUCGAUAUCGGUUUGUGAAUGAGAGUCAAGAGGUCUCUCAAAAUGAUAUUUCUAUUAUAUGUGCCAAUCAUCACAUCAUUGUCUUAUAAUUCACACAGAAUUUUAUUUGUUAUUAUUUUUGUUGCUUUUUAGUGAUUGACUAUUUUAAAAAUGAUAAAUGGCUCAAAAAAUUAUGAAAAGAUAGUAUUUAUUGA
Molecule: messenger RNA, 3038 nt
Organism: Oppia nitens
Lineage: Eukaryota; Metazoa; Arthropoda; Arachnida; Sarcoptiformes; Oppiidae
Product: FHIP family protein GJ17503-like
Exons: 8
Coding region: 200-2866 (888 amino acids)
Source: RefSeq, a predicted model, not a curated record